Messenger RNA from Diatraea saccharalis (sugarcane borer), 3193 nucleotides. Lineage: Eukaryota; Metazoa; Arthropoda; Insecta; Lepidoptera; Crambidae. The record is from the annotation of a GenBank genome assembly.
AUGGAAAUACCUGUAAAGAAAAAAAGUUACUCACAGAAGUAUAGAAAAGAGUGGGAAGACAAUCCAGACUUCAAAGACUGAUCUAAACGAGAAUCUUACGGUGAUUCAGCAGUUGGAUACGGCCAAGUAAAACGAGAUGGAGACAUAUGUGUUGUUAAGGCUCGGAUUACACCUGAACAUAAUGUGCGACAAAAAUGUUAUGCUGUUAUUUGCACCUGCAAUGAAACAGAGGAAACUAUUAUCUCUGUUCAAUGUGAAGAUUGUGCUGCACAUUUAGGUGGAUGUAAGCAUGCUAUAGCUUUUUUAGCAUGGCUACAUCGGCGCAGUAAAGAUCCAUCAACAACAAGCAUCGAGUGUUAUUGGAAAAAGUCGAAAUUAUCAUCAAUUGGUACUAGCCAGAAGUUUAUUAAAGCCAAAAAAAUGUAUGAAAAACCUAAACAUGAGCUCGUGCCAACAUCUUUGAAUACCGAAAGUUUUCUCACCGUAGUUAAAAAUCAUUGCACUUUGGUUGGUGAUACAAAGAAUCAUUUGAUGAGGUUUUAUAGAGCGCCAAGCACUGUAGAAAAAUUGUCAAUGCACCAUCUUCAAUCUACAAGCAAAGCUACAAACCCUCCUGAUUUUAUAGAAUAUUGCAAACUAAUAAUGACUGUAGAUGCAUGCAAAGAAGCUGCAACAGCUACUUUGGAACAGAAUGACUGCCCAUUGUGGCACGAGUUGAGGUAUGGAAGGAUCACAGCUCCAAAAGCUUAUGAUGCUGCACAUUGUAAUACUUUUGAUGGAACGUUAACGGAGACCAUUUCGGGAGCAAGUAAAUUGAGGGACACGGAGGCUAUGAAAAGGGGUAGAUUGUUGGAAAGCCAGGUUUUAAAGGAAGUAGAAAAAAUUUGUAAAAUACAAAUAAAUAAAUGUGGAUUAAAGUUAAAUAGUGAAUAUCCUAUUAUGGGUGCUUCUCCAGAUGGUGAAAGUAGUGUGUAUAGUAUAGAAAUAAAAUGCCCAACAUCAGAAAAAGCAAUGGGACAAUAUGUCAGUUUAGGAAAUAGCGUGACUGCCAAAUACAUGGCACAAGUGCAACUGCAGAUGCAUUUUUCUAAUAAAGCAAAGGCACUAUUUUGUGUUGCUCAUCCAGAUUUUGAAAAAACAAAAAAAAAUCAAUCUUAGAAGUCAACUACGACCAGCAACUUUGUGAAAAUUUGUUAGAAAAAUGCAUCAUUUUUUGGAAUAAAGCCAUCUUUCCUAAACUAUGUUUAAAUAGAUAGAUUUUUUUUGUUUAUUGUAUUUGUUAAGUACUGAAUUUGUUUAUAUUUGAUUUCUGUCUAAUUAUUGUCACCUGUUUUCUUUAUGCUAUGAAAAUAAAACAAAUGUAAAUAUAUAUUCAUUUUUUUAUUAAAACAUCCUGCAUAUUUACCAAUCCACUUAAUUCCUAUCAUAGAUGAUGUAAUUACUACUAUUAUUACAUCAUCUAUGAUAGGAAUUAAGUUAUAGUCUACACAAGCAUGGGGAAGUAACAUAUGAAACUCUCUUAACCUAUUUAUUACCCGUUCAACAUGUAUUCUUAAUGCUGCUAUACGUUUUGAUUGUUUCACAUCAUUUUUAGUACUGGGGGUAGACUUUGAUACAGAAAGUGGUCGUAUAAGGGUACAUCUUUUAGCUUCUAGCAAACAUGAUAAGUCUUUAAAACCCCUGUCAGCCAUCACUGCUUUAUUAGGAGGUAAAACCUGUAAGUAACUACUAUCUUGUACUAUCAUAACAUCAGUAGCCCUACCACCAUAUCCAUCAGAGAUAAAAUUGAUCAAGCCAUCAGGUGUACAUGAAAUUAAAUACUUUAAGGUGUUACAUUUUUUAUACUGUGACCAAGUAAGUGAUUGGUGAACGGCAUUUGAUGGUUUUUCAAUCUGAAUUUCUAGGCAAUCAAUAAUGGACACGACAUUUGCAUACCUACACCUAAAAGAUAUGGGUAAAUUUUUGUAAAUAUCUGAUGAUGCUGGCCACACAAUCAAGUCCUAAAGUUUUGCUGCCAUAAGAGAAAUACUUCUAGAAAAAAUUCUACAAAUAGUACUUUGUGAACAUCCAAACUGUUGUGCCAAGAUGCUAAAGGACUCAUUUAAUUUAAUUUUCUUGAGGGUUAUUAAUAUGUGUUUACUAGGAAGCGGAAUAUUAUCACUUAAAAAAAUUAUUAAAUGAUAUGAUUGUUUAGGUAAUCCUAACAACAUAUUUGGCUCUUUUUCAAUAGCAGUUAGCAUGCUACUACACAUUACAUUUUUAAACUGUUUUUCGUCCUCUGAAUCAUUUUGCACUUCGCUUGACUCAGAUUGAUAACUUGGUUCAUAAUCAACAGAGGUCAAAGAAGAAAAAGAUGACAUAGAAAUAGUAUCCGCUGUGUUUUCAGUAAACAAUUUUCUUUUUAAAAGAGAUAGUUUAACAGUUGAAGUUCCUAUAUUUCGUGAUACAAGAGAAAAUGGUGACAAUGCUACAUUUUGUUUUUCAAUAGGUAUAUUCACAUUGAAACCUUUACUUCUAUAGUUCGGUUUAAUAUUCACUUGCACAGCUUUAUCACAAUGCUAUUUCUCCUCAAUAUGGGAAGUGACAAGCUCUACCUGAAAAUCAUCACAUCCAAUACGGGAAGGUCCUGGUUGAUCACAGACAUUUGUGUGGGAAGUACUUGGACUUGCUUCGUGAUCAAUUAUUUGUGAAGGUUCGCUAACAACACUACUUUUAAAAGCUAUCUCUGAUGAAAGGGCUUCAUUGACCAGUGUCAAUCUUUGCCUUUUACAGCCAAUGGGCGUUUUUCCAUUACCCGGCCCGGCACCGGCACCGACGCCGGCGCCGGCGCCGUGCCGUUGCCGGGGAAGCAAAAAUGUAUGAAAAUGUAUGGCUCGCUUUUUUACUUACCGGCGCCGUCGCCGUCGCCGGAGUAGCAAGCUUCCCACCGGUGCCGUCCCGGCAAAAUUGCAUGUGUAUUUAAAAUUGCAUAUGAAUUGUAGCCGUGUGAGUGUGUAAGUGCGCGGGGCGGGUAGGAGGGCGCGGAGCGGAGGGACUCGUAUUUGGUUUUUGGUUCGCUUACAGUGCGUACGCGUCAAGGUCAUGGCGUUCAAAUACGACAUCAUGACUCUUAUCGAGUUAGUGGGAGCCCGACCUUGUCUCUGGGACAAAACUAAUGAAGCAAGUAAAAAUAAAAUAUUACGAGAGAAAUGCU